Messenger RNA from Nelumbo nucifera (sacred lotus), 2106 nucleotides. RefSeq lists its product as uncharacterized. Gene Ontology annotation, biological process: defense response. The record is from RefSeq and is a predicted model, not a curated record. Lineage: Eukaryota; Viridiplantae; Streptophyta; Magnoliopsida; Proteales; Nelumbonaceae.
CACUCAUUAGAUCAGGUUUGUCUUCUAAAUCCUACAAACGAAACCCUCCCAUUUUCCAAUCAUGGCGCUCUGCAAUUCAAGCAAUUCCCACUUCCAUUAUUCAAACAGAUUUCAUUCACCACUUAUUUCUCCAUUUCCUUGUCUAUCGCUUGUCCAUUCGCAAGUCGUAACCGACUCCAUUUGUUUAUCGUAGGAGCCAAUGUCAACUUUGUAACUAAUUCCCACCCUUAACUCUCGCGUCUCGCCUAUUCCUCCUUUAAAUUCCCCAACACCAUUGUGGAUGCUUGUGUGGCCUUCCCUCGUCGUCCUCCCACCGGACGGCGAGUGGGCUUCACCGGCACCACCAACACCACUUCCACUUCCACCUCCACCUCCACCUCCACCUCCACCACUUCCAUCGACACAUCUAGCUCAGCAACCACCAGAAACAGAAACCAUAACCCCCGUCCCGUCCCGAUAUGUCUGAGACCGAUCUGGUCCCUUUCCAACUCCUCGAGAUCAAUGUCAUCUCUGCCCAAGACCUGGCCCCUGUAACCCGUUCCAUGCACACCUACGCGGUUGCUUGGGUCGACCCUGAACGAAAGCUCUCAACCUGCGUCGACACCCACGGCCACGUCGACCCCACAUGGAACGACAAGUUCGUCUUCCGCGUUGAUGACGAGUUCCUCCACUCCGACACCUCCGCCGUUAUGAUCAAGAUCUUUGCUCUCCGUCCCUUCCGCGACGUCCAUGUCGGAACUGUCCGUGUCCUCGUCGGCAAUCUUUUCCCUCUGUCAUCCCUCCGAUCCCACCAGCGCUCCGGGAUGCGCUUCGUCGCUCUCCAGGUCCGUCGUCCUUCGGGUCGUCCACAGGGCAUCCUUAACAUCGGCGCUGCCCUGCUCGACAAAUCCAUGAGAAGCAUGCCGCUCUACUCGCAACCCAACUCCUCCGCCCUUGGAUACCGUCAUCUGAUGGGUGAAGACAUACGUUCUCCAUAUCGCCACUACCUCUCACGGCAGAAGUUCCAGCACAGCCUCUCCAGUAUCAGUAGAGAGAAAAUCAUCAAACCCAUCAACGACGACAUGUCCGAAAAGGCCGUCUCUGUCGUCAAGGUCCCCGAUCUCGUGAUCGCAAUCCCACCUAAGGUAAGAGUAUCAGACGAGUCGGUCUAUUCGGAAUCCGAUGUGUGUCCAACACCCUCGGUUAGGGAAGCUUCUAUAGCAGCAGCUGAUUAUUUUCCGGCGCCGGAGACGGAAAACUAUGCACCAGAACAUUGGAACGACGAUGAUAGCAGCGUGGAAGGGUUGAGUUCGAAGCUUGAGAGGUGGCGUGCGGAGCUUCCGCCCACAUUUCAUCGGGGCGGGUACGGGUCAUUGAAACCACGAAGCAGCAGACAUGCGAGGAGGCAUAGUGAUGGUGAUGUCGGAGAAGAAGAAGAAGAAUUGAGUGGGUUCGGGUCCUUCGAACCGCCAAGCAGCAAUAGCAAACAUGCGAGGAGGCAUACUGAUGGUGGAGAAGUAUUGGGUGGGUUCGGGUUCGGGUCGUUCGAAUCGCCAAGCAAAAAUAGCGAAGAUUCGAGGAGGCAUUCUGAUGGUGGAGGAGGAUUGCUCUCGUGCUUCGGCGGAACAUAUGGGUGUCAGUGCUCUAUCUUUUGUGGGGCCAGCCGUCUCAAGAAGAAGAUGAACAGGGAGAAGGUUCCUCUGAGCAGCCCGUCUCAUUGUAACGUGAGCCGGUAGUGUGUUAUAGCUUCAGCUGAAUUAGUAGAGGAAAUGGAGCCAUGGUUUGCGGUUUGCGGAGGGUAGGAGACUAGAAGAGAAGCGAGAAGAAUUUGCUACACCUGUUGGCUGUUGCCUGUUGGUGUAGCCUUGUGCUGAAACCGUGAAAUGGAUCCAAUGACGAAGUUCCACGUAUCGAAUUCGUAUGUAUAGUUGAGGUGGUGCAAAUGUUCAAUACAAUACGAUACAUCAAAAGCCGUGAUUUCACGGUUUUAAUCCAUGGCUACGCCAAGGGGCGUAGGGGAUUUCAAUUCUGUAAGUGGAUUUGGGACAGGUUUGGUUAAUAUGCGCGGUCGGGUGGUUGCUCUGAGUGUGGAUUAGAAAUCUCACCUUUUUUUUUUUAUUUCUUUUA